Molecule: messenger RNA, 1721 nt
Organism: Sander lucioperca (pikeperch)
Lineage: Eukaryota; Metazoa; Chordata; Actinopteri; Perciformes; Percidae
Product: serine/threonine-protein kinase 38
Exons: 14
Coding region: 241-1701 (486 amino acids)
Biological process (GO): intracellular signal transduction; peptidyl-serine phosphorylation
Molecular function (GO): protein serine/threonine kinase activity; ATP binding
Source: RefSeq, a predicted model, not a curated record
CAGAAUGAAAGGACUAGAAGGCAAUAUGUUGCACUUUUUCUUUAGUUAAUCAUCAUACUAAAUGGACGGUUAACGUGCUCUGUUUUGUGAUGUUUUAUUAAAAAACAAAGGACUCAAACAAAGGACUUUAGCAGAUAAGUAGCUAACGUUUACUAGCUAACUUUUCCUUAGCUUUUUGCUUUGGGGUAACUUCAAGUUGUCAAAUUCGUGAAAACGGAUAUCGUAAGUUUCUGGUAAAGCAUGGCAAUGACUGGCCCGAGCUCGUGCUCCUCCAUGAGUAACCACACCAAGGAGCGGGUCACUAUGGCCAAAGUGACCCUGGAGAACUUCUACAGUAACCUCAUCGCCCAGCACGAAGAGAGAGAGAUGAGGCAGCAGAAGCUGGAGAAAGUGAUGGAUCAGGAGGGCUUGGCAGAUGAAGAGAAACGUAUCCGCCGUUCUCAGCAUGCCAGGAAAGAGACAGAGUUUCUGCGUCUGAAACGUACUCGACUGGGUCUGGAAGACUUUGAGUCCCUGAAGGUGAUUGGGCGAGGAGCUUUCGGAGAGGUUCGUCUGGUGCAGAAGAAAGACACGGGUCACGUCUAUGCCAUGAAGAUCCUCCGAAAAGCUGACAUGCUGGAAAAAGAACAGGUUGGUCAUAUCCGUGCUGAGCGGGACAUCCUGGUAGAAGCAGAUAGUCUGUGGGUGGUCAAAAUGUUCUACAGCUUCCAGGAUAAGAUGAACCUUUACCUCAUCAUGGAGUUCCUGCCUGGAGGAGACAUGAUGACCCUGCUGAUGAAGAAGGACACUCUAACAGAAGAGGCGACUCAGUUCUACAUAGCUGAGACGGUGCUGGCCAUCGACUCCAUCCACCAGCUGGGCUUCAUUCACAGAGAUAUCAAACCCGACAACUUGCUGCUGGACUCCAGGGGUCAUGUGAAGCUGUCUGACUUUGGUCUGUGCACGGGGCUGAAGAGGGCUCACCGCACCGAGUUCUACAAGAACCUGAACCACAGCCUGCCCAGUGACCUCAGUAAGCAAACCUUUCAGAACAUGAACUCCAAGAGGAAAGCAGAGACCUGGAAGAGGAACCGGAGGCAGCUGGCUUUCUCUACAGUGGGAACCCCAGACUACAUCGCUCCAGAGGUCUUCAUGCAAAAUGGAUACAACAAGCUCUGCGAUUGGUGGAGCCUGGGUGUCAUCAUGUAUGAGAUGCUGAUAGGUUACCCUCCGUUCUGCUCCGAGACGCCUCAGGAGACGUACAGGAAGGUGAUGAACUGGCGAGAGACGCUGACCUUUCCUCCAGAAGUGCCUAUAUCAGAGAAGGCCAAAGAUCUGAUCCUCAGGUUCUGCUGCGAGGAGGAGCACAGGAUCGGUGCUGCGGGGGUCGAGGAGAUCAAGUCCAAUCCUUUCUUUGAGGGCGUGGACUACGACCAUAUCAGAGAGAGACCUGCUGCCAUUCCCAUCGAGAUCAAAAGCAUCGACGACACCUCAAACUUUGACGAAUUCCCUGAUUCGGAUAUCCUCACACCGACAGGUACGCUUCGCCCCGGUGUCCAACCAGACCGAGGCCGACCUGAAGAACAAGGACUGGGUCUUCAUCAACUACACCUACAAACGCUUCGAGGGCCUGACCGCUCGGGGAGCGAUACCGUCCUACAUGAAGUCAGGGAAGAGAUGAGCUUCUCUCGGACCCGAAAACACCACCACCGUGAAACCUGAAAGAGUCGUCCAAAAAAAAA